Molecule: messenger RNA, 4924 nt
Organism: Mytilus californianus (California mussel)
Lineage: Eukaryota; Metazoa; Mollusca; Bivalvia; Mytilida; Mytilidae
Product: interferon-induced helicase C domain-containing protein 1-like
Exons: 16
Coding region: 45-2978 (977 amino acids)
Cellular component (GO): cytoplasm
Molecular function (GO): nucleic acid binding; ATP binding
Source: RefSeq, a predicted model, not a curated record
AAGUAAAUAUUUACCUUAGGGAUUUAUGGAAAUACCACAAAGAAAUGGAGAGAUCACUAAGUGAUUUACGCGAAAGAAUCAAAUUGCUGCUGCCAGAGUUUCUAAAAUUUCUAAAGCCAACUGUUGUACUUUUUGAAAUACAGGGCUUGUCAGUGGAGCUCCAAGAAAAAAUUUGUGAAAAUGAAAAAAGAAGUCGAACAGAAGCUGUUGCAUUACUGAUAAAUGCAGUCUCUGUAAAUGAAAACUUGACAGAGAAAUUUGUAGUGGCUUUAUCUGAUGGAGGUUAUCAAAGAUUCAUCGAUCUUAUAAAUAAAGAAUAUCCAGACAGGGGAGACAAGUUUUGCCAGGACUACUAUGAAUUUUUGAUUUGUUAUAUGAAGGGAGACCUCCUUGAAAGGAUAGAACCAUUAGAUAUCUGUGGGUUUUUAUACCAGAAUAAAUGCCUUGAACUGAGUGAUAUGGAGGCAAUAAGAUCAGAAUGCAAUUCUAAUGGAAAAUUUCAAGCAUUUCAAGAACUAUUUUUCAUGAUGCAAAGAAGAAGGGAUAAUUGGCCAGGUCUGUUUAUGGAAGCUUUAAAAGAAUCAGGAAGAGAAGAUUUAAAAGCUAAGAUGGAUCCAGGAGCAACACCAGAAGAACUUGAGAGGACUGGUGUUACAGUUGGUCUACAGCAAAAUCAAGAUGUACCUAUCACAGAAAUUUAUACUAGAGUCUCUGAUGACCAAACAGCUGUAAAAAGGGUUGUUACACCAGUACAUGACAAUGAUGAUGAAGAGGAGCUAUCAGAACAACUAAGUGCUGUAGGUCUGGCUGAAGAUGGAGAUAAAGCUGGACUGGAUUCUGAUUAUGAAGAUGAAAAAUAUACGAAAGAAGGUACUGAAAAAGAGUUUUCUAAGCCAAAGAAGAUCAUGUUACGUGAUUAUCAACUUGAAUUGGCAGAAAAAGCUUUGACUGGUAAAAACACUGUGAUAUGUGCUGAUACUGGUUCUGGUAAAACCUGGGUGGCUCUACAUAUAGUGCAGGAGCAUAUUGACAAACUUAAGCUUAAAAAAGAAUCACCAAAAGUUGCAUUUAUGGCAAGAACCAACCCAUUAGUACAACAGCAGUACACAUUAUUUAAAUAUUUCCUUGGAGAGAAAAUGGUAUAUAUUAUCAACAAAGAUGAGAAGACAACAGUUCCUCUGAAGAAACUAAUGGAAAUUUAUGAUGUAUUUUUCUUCACCCCACAAAUUCUUAUUAACAACAUAGAAAAAGGAGACACAAGAAUACCACAAUUCACACUUUUGAUCUUAGAUGAGUGCCAUCAUACAGCUAAAGGGGAACCCUACAACAACCUAAUGAGAAAAUAUAUAAAAACUAAGCAUAGGAAUGAAAAUAUUCCUUUACCACAGAUUGUUGGAUUAACUGCUUCAAUAGGAGUUGGGGCAGCUACCACAGAAGAUGGUGCCAUAACUCACAUGAUCAAGAUCUUCAGUAACUUAGAUGUGCAUGAAAUCUCCACUGUGGAGAGAAAUAAAGAAGAGAUGAAGAAAUUUGUGGCUAUUCCAACAGAAGAGCAUGUGAAAAUGGAAGUUAGCUAUGAGGACCCUUGUAAAAGUAUCAUUGAAGAAGAAAUGAAACAAGUAGAGAAUAUAUAUGAGAAUCUAAUGAAAAGAAAAGGAGUUUUGAACACCCGUCAAAACUUACCAGGGGGAGAUUACUUAUCCAAGACAUAUCUGGGAUCAAUCAUUAAACUGAAGAAUCAGAUUAUGUGUGAUACUACACUGCCAGAGAACACUGGACGAGAAAUGAUAUGUUGUCUAACCCACCUUGGCAUACUCCAUGAAGCCCUAGAUAUAAAUUAUCUGAUGAAUGUUGAACAUGUUGUCCAGUUUCUGAAUAAAAAAUAUGUUGAGGAGAAUCAGCAGCCAGAUAGAUUGAUAGCUAUAGAGAGGAGGCUUCUUAAUUUUGGGAAAGACCUCAUCAGAACAUUUAAAAAACAGACAAAUAUCAGACCAAAUCCAAACCUUCGUCUGAUUGAGGAGAAACUUCAAGAACUCUAUAGUGAAUCAGGCAAAGAAUCGCUUGGUAUGAUAUUUGUACAGACCAGGGCAACUGCAAAGUCCCUAGCAGAAUACCUUAAUGAAAAACUAGAGGGAUUAGAAAUACCUGUCAAACCAUUCAUUGGCUCCAAAUCUUCUGAAACAAGUGAUGGGCUGUCUGAAACUGAAAAGAAGGAGUUAUUGGAAGACUUUAGAAGCCACAAGAUAAAGCUAUUGGUUGCUACUUCAGUUGGAAGUGAGGGCAUUGAUGUUCCAGAGUGUAAUAUUGUAAUGAAGUAUAAUUACUCAGGAAAUGAAAUCAACAUUAUUCAAAUGAGAGGUCGUACGAGGAAAGCAGGAGGUCAGGCUAUCUACAUAAGCGAUCAAUCUGUUCUAAGACGGGACCUUGUCAGUAUGGAAAAAGCUGCUGUAAUGCAUAGAGCACUUGACGAAUUGAAACAGAAAGGAAAAGAUGAAAUAAGGGCAAUGAUAUUAACAGAGCAAAAAAAUGACUUAAAACACCAGGAAGAUCAAGAAAAAAAACUGAGAGAUUUACAGAAUCAGAAAAAGAGAGGCUUGUUCAAACUUGUGUGUGCAACAUGUAAAGAGACUGAAAUAAAUGGAGAUAACAUAAAACUUUAUAAGCAAAAUCAUCAUGUGGCUGCAGAGAGGGAAUUUUUGGAUAGGGUCAAAAAGGAGGAUAUUAAAGAACAAAAAAUAAAUCAGAUGAUUAGAAAGUCAAUAAUUUAUUGUAAAAAAUGCCCACAAAAGUUGGGGAAGAUAUUUUUAAUACAUGAUUUAGAAGUGCCUCUUUUAAAAAUUGAUGCAUUUUUAUGUAAAGAAGGUGAUAAAUUGAGAAAGUACAAAAACUGGAAAUUUGUUCCAUAUAUUAUUGAUGAGAUCAGUCACAAAGAUUUGGAAAUUAUAUUCCCAAAGUUGACAACACCAGAAGUGUCAUAGCUUUACACCAUACAAUAUGUGCAUGUUUCUACAUUUUUAUGAUGCUCCAAGCAAAAAUGUAUCUUUAUAUAGCUAUCAGUUCUCAUGGUCUUGGUGGAAGCCACCCAGUAAAGUUUUCCGCUCACCUGCGAUGAAAGUCGCGGAAAGCGAGACAUAUGGAUUGCUAUUCCGGUAAUGGCUGUGGCGGUGGCAUCAACAAUUGUUAAGUUUUCUGCUUAAGUUAGUUUGAUCUGAAUUACUUGAGAUAGAUCAUUGAUAUUAAUAUAAAGUUGCAUUACUAUCAGUACAUAUCAGUUUGAUUACUAUUUCGAUGCCCUGCCCCCAAGGUCAUGGUCCAGCAACUUACUGAAUUACUGAACUAGCAAUUUUCAAUAUAAGGUUUUCUGCUUAAGUUAGUUUGAUAGGAACUACUUGUGAUAGAUCAUUGAUAUUUAAUAUGAAGUUGCAUUACUAUCAGUACAUAUCAGUUUGAUGACUAUUUUGAGGCCCUGCCCCUAGGUCAUGGUCCAGCAAAUUUGAAUUAAUAAACAAUGUUGCUGUCCAUCAGAUUGUCUUUUUCUUAAUUUUAUGUGGACAGGCAAGACAUAUCUCUGUGUCAACAGUUUAUUGAAGAAAUUGCUGGAAUGUCCCACCCUGUUAUUGUGUGCUUUGAAUGAAAGACAUGAUUUGAAGGAAAUAACAAAUAAUGAUGGAAGUACAAAUAAGAUUUCUAAUAACAUUAUUUUUGUAAAAAAAAAUCAUUCCAACAGAUUUUAUUGAUGCAUGUUCACUAGCAUUAUUUGAUAAAAAGUAAUUUUCAUAUUUGGCAGCAAUUUAAAAUAAUUAUAUCAUAUCAUGAAUCAUUAAAUUAAUAGGAUUGAUGUAGUUUUGUAGUACAAUUUCUUAAAUAUGUUAUGUCACAAAGUGAUUUGUUUAAAAAAAAAAUUAUUUAUGUAAUAGAAGAACUUUUUUUACAUUUUAUCUUGCCACAAUAUAGCUUUUUGCCAUUCUGCCUAUAAGGCAAACUUCAAUUGAUCAACUUUAAAUGAUCAUUCACUGUUAUAUGUCCUAAUAACAAACAUUAAAAAAAAAUAUAUCUGAUUUGAUAUUCUCACAUGAUUCUUAUGCUGACAUUUCUACAGCACUUGAUUUCAUCCAUGAUUUUUCAUGGGGUUUAUGUUAAUUUUUUUUUUUGUAUAUCUAGUUUUUCAGACUGUUUUUUUUUCUAUUUUUGCCUCCCCUCAAUGAAGUCUCAAAGGUGAGACCUAGGCAUGCUGUUUUGAGAAUUUGCAAGAUCAACAAUGUACUGGUCUGUGAUUAGGUUUAUACAUAAAAAAAUAAGAAAAUGUGGUAUGAUUGCCAAUGAGACAACUCUCCAUAAGAGACCAUAUGACAUAUAGAUUAACAAUUAAAGGUCACAGUAUGGCCUUCAACAAUUAGCAAAACCCAUACCUCAUAGUCAGCUAUAAAAGGCCCUGAAUGACAAAUGUAUGUUGUCCUUUGAAUAAAAGACCUGAUUUGAAGGAAAUAACAGAUAAUGAUAAAGUUCAAAUAGGAUUUGUUUUUUAGCAUCCCUAAAUCUUGACAUGAAUUUAUAAUUUUUUCUAAUAACAUCAUUUUUGUAAAAAUUCAUUCAAAAAGAUUUCAUUGAUGCAUGUUUACUAGCAUUAUUAAAAAAAAAGUAAUUUUCAUCUUUGGCAGCAACUUAAAAGAAUUAUAUCAUAUAAUGAAUCAUUAAAUGUAUAGGAUUGAUGUAGUAUUGUAGUACAAUUUCGUAAAUAUGUUAUGUCACAAAGUGAUUUGUUUAAAAAAAAUAAUUUAUAUAAUAGAAUUGUUUUUUAAUUUUAUCUUGCCACAAUAUAGCUUUAUGCCAUUCUGCCUAUAAGGCAAACUUCAAUUGAUCAACUUUAAAUGAUCAUUCACUGUUAUAUGCCCUAAUAACAAACAUUAAAAAAAUAUAUAUCUGA